Messenger RNA from Haliotis rufescens (red abalone), 3070 nucleotides. Its product is annotated as 3-oxoacyl-[acyl-carrier-protein] reductase FabG-like. The record is from RefSeq and is a predicted model, not a curated record. Bases 103 to 900 code for a protein of 265 amino acids. Gene Ontology annotation, molecular function: oxidoreductase activity. The transcript is spliced from 9 exons. Lineage: Eukaryota; Metazoa; Mollusca; Gastropoda; Lepetellida; Haliotidae.
GGUAAGCUGGUGUGCAAGUCAUCAUUCUGUUAAUUUUUGUCAAGCUGACGGCAUAGUUUCGACUGAUCACAUUGUCGGUAGAUUAUUUUAUUGACUGGAGAGAUGGCUUCCAUUGGGAGACUCGAUGACAAAGUUGCGCUGGUGACAGGUGCCAGUUCAGGUAUUGGAGCUGGCACAGCCAUAUUGUUUUCUCAGCUGGGAGCCCGUGUCAUCAUCACGGGGAGAAAUAAGGAAAACCUGAAGAAGACAGCAGAGCAAUGCAGCCAGGACUCCAAGUAUAAGCCCGUCCUCCUGAUUGGUGACCUGUCUAAGGAAGAGGACACACAGCGUAUCGUGGACGAAGCCAUCGCAGGUGCAGGCAGACUGGACAUAUUGGUCAACAAUGCCGGAAUCCUGGAAUCUGGCAGCAUUGAAACAACAAGUUUAGAACAAUUUGACAGGAUAUUCAACAUCAAUGUCAGAUCCAUUUACCAUUUAACAAUGUUGUGUGUGCCGCACCUGGUGAAGACAAAAGGCAACAUCGUCAAUGUCUCCAGCGUCACAGGACUCCGAGCAUUUUCUGGUGUCUUGUCAUACUGCAUGUCAAAGAGCGCAAUCGACCAGAUGACAAGGUGUGUUGCUCUGGAAUUGGCUCCUAAACAAGUCCGAGUAAACUGUGUCAAUCCGGGUGUGAUAGUGACAGAGGUCCAUAGAAGAGGAGGCAUGAGCGAGGAAAAGUAUGCACAGUUCCUGGAACAUUGCAAGACAACACAUGCCCUGGGUCGAGCAGGAGAGGUCAGUGAAGUGGCCAAACUCAUCGCCUUCCUGGCCUCUGACAGUGCAUCAUUCAUGACCGGCAACACGGUGGCUGUGGAUGGUGGUCGUCACGUCAUGUGUCCAGAUAAAUGGCCUGGAAAUUAAGUUGUAUUCCCCACACAACAUAUAUGCCUGGGUUUGAGGAUUAGUGUCUCACAUAACAGUGCUCUAAGUAGCGGCCAUGUUGGUCGCAAAUCCAACUUAUAUCUAUGAUUGCAACCUAAAUCUAUCUACUGCUCACGUCUUGGCGACCUAAACCUAAGUAAACAUAAAUGGUGACAAUAUCUGUUUGAGAUGUUGUUUAUGAACUCGUGUUUGCAUGGCCAAUGUCGUAUAAUAAUAAUAAUAAAAUAAUAAUAAUAAAUCCAUUUGUACUGCGCCAGAUUCCAUUCACCAAGUUAAUGCUCACGGCGCUACAUAGUUUUAGCAAAUAAUGCCGAUGAAAGGGGAGUAGAGUUGAUAGUGUUGUGUGAAAAGAUGUGUUUUUAGAUGAGCCUUAAAGGAUGAAAGCGAUGGCGACAGCUUAAGAUCAGAUGGUAGUUUGUUCCAUAGCGGGGAAGCGCAGAACUGGAAAGGUCUCUGACCAAAGGUUUUGAGACGGGUUUCCGGGACUUAUCUUGUGCCCAAUCCCUUUGUCUUUUUGGACAAUAAAAUAUGUUUAAUGAUAAUAACGGAGAGAUCUGGAAGGCUUGUAUACAUAAUUAUUUAUAAGGGUUAUAUAUCAUAUUGUUUCUUAUGUAUGGUUAAUACAAUUACAGGGUUUUCAUAAAUAGCUGUUAUUUUGUACCCUGUUGCAUUUGCAUGAACUUACUGAUAUUGUACAAAAAGGAAAUAUUUACAUUAUUAUUUAGUGUACAUGUCUAUUACAGUUGAAUACCCAUCUUUAGAUUUCACACAAUGAAACCUGGGUGAACAUACCUACCUCAAGUGAAAUAUGCCCCAUCUCAGACUCUCAGUCUGGCUCCUUGGGGAAAAAGAUUGGCUCCCCCAAACUUAGGUUUGGCUCCUAAGAUAUUCAUGUUAGGAGCCACUUACUCCCGAAUAAAAAUCGAACUUAGAGGGCUGCAUUAUGACCUUAGUACUACCCUGACAAUUAAUUAGCUCAAUCACACAGUUUAACUGGUUUUGACAGCCAUUUUGUUGUCAGUGGUAUGUGAUUCAUGAUGUGUACGUGAGAUAUAUGGAUACACUAUAUCAGUCACAGGCGAAUUCUGCAAUACAAUUAUCAAAUUCUGAGAUAAAAUAACCAAAAUUCUGUGGCUAAAAUUUGUAAAUUCUGCAGUAAAUCUGUGGUAAAAACAACCAAUUCCCCUAAAAAUAUUAAUAAAACUCAUGUUUUGAGAUCACAGAAUUCGUCUGGGACUGGUUAAUGAUAGGUACCAUAUUUUAUGUUUAUUUAUAACCUACAUUUGUAGAAGACAUGGACAACAGCUGUCUCAUCCCCUGUGGGUGGGUAUUGCCUGUCUUGUUGUGACAGCUUUACUUGUCUGGGGCAAAGAAAGAAUCUCUGUUACUUCUUGUCUGACUGACAACUUGCAAGAGUUUCACAAGACCUGUAAAUUCUUUCUAGGAAAUUAUUUAGGUAUUUUUUUGUUUCCUUAGAAUUGAUAGGUAAACAAACUCAAAUGACAGAACUAUUUCCUAUACCAACCGAUUAACUUUGAGGUGGUGUCGCAGAUAUUUCUUGUGUUUAACAAUCCAGUGAUUAUAGAAUUAUAUAGGAUGAUUAUUAUCAACUUUUUUUAUCAAAUGUAUUGUUUCUAAGAGUGAUCCUUUUUUUAUCUAGUUUGUUGCUUGUUUUGUUGAUAUAAAAAUAAUGUUUAUUGUUUAUAUUUUUAGAAUUUAUUUAAAGAAUUGAUUUCAAUACUUUUUACCGUUUACCCAGUAAACACAAAAUAAUUUUGAAGUCAAUCCAUAUAAAUACUUAAGUCAAUGAUAAUAACUUCCCAGUCUGCUUAUUUAAUCAAUAAAACAAAGAAACUAUAAACAGCCAUACAAAGUCCAUGACGUUGAUCAGCACAAUAAUGCAACACAAGCCCUGCCCAUUCUGUUAUCAACCAAUCAGAAAACAGUUAUCUGUUAAUGGGUGUGGCCUUUUUCUUUUUUUAGGUUUAUGGACAUUGCUUGGUAAGUCAAUCAAAUGCCAUGGAAUCACUUUUUAUUUAUUCAGACAAUUCAUUUGGGAUGUUAUUUGUAAUAUCUGUGCACAGCCUGCAUAUAAUAAUACCAUGUGACCUUUAUUUGGGAUAUAAAUCUCAUUUAUCAUGAAACUGUU